GCUGUUACAAAAACAUGCCUUAAUUAAAAGCAUAACUAAAGAUAGUCAAGAGUGGAUUAAAAUGGCACAAAAACUAUAAAAUUUUGUUAAUUAGAGAUAAAUAAUCAGGUCAAAUGUUGAUUAAAAUUAAUUACAUGUGUAUAGGAGAACUUCAAAAAGCAAUCACUUUGAUUGGAUUUGCUUCAUCUUUCGGCUCUUGGGUGGUGGAUCAAGUGAACCGCUCCGGCAACGUUCAGAAGCUUCACAGCCUCGGUGAUGAGGGUUUUCCGGUUUGUCAGGUUGACAAAGUUCCGGGUCGCCGAUCUCUGGGUCACAGUUUGGAAUAUCUCUCUCAAGAGCACCAUCAGAGAUAUCCUCUGCAUGAACUGCAUUUGCAAAAGUUAAGCAUACUAACGUUACAGCGAGGCAAGAGAUCAUUAUUUUGCUUGUUCUAGCCAUUUUUCUUUCUGUUUCU
Messenger RNA from Oldenlandia corymbosa var. corymbosa, 454 nucleotides. Lineage: Eukaryota; Viridiplantae; Streptophyta; Magnoliopsida; Gentianales; Rubiaceae. The record is from the annotation of a GenBank genome assembly.